UGGCGUGAUCGUCGGCGCUACAUACUGCGCCUGCGCGCGCGCCGCGGCCUUUUCCCCCCACGGAGCCGUGCUGGUUCUGCAGCUCUGUGACAAGCCGCGGAAUCGGGGUUCUGUUCCGCAGGAUGGGGUUUGUGAAAGUUGUCAAGAACAAGGCCUACUUCAAGAGAUACCAAGUGAAAUUCAGAAGAAGGCGAGAGGGCAAAACUGACUACUAUGCUCGGAAGCGAUUGGUUAUCCAAGAUAAAAAUAAGUACAACACACCUAAAUACAGAAUGAUUGUUCGUGUAACGAACAGAGAUAUCAUUUGUCAGAUUGCUUAUGCCCGUAUAGAAGGAGAUAUGAUAGUUUGUGCAGCUUAUGCUCACGAACUCCCAAAAUACGGUGUGAAGGUUGGCCUGACAAAUUAUGCUGCAGCAUAUUGUACUGGCCUGCUGCUGGCCCGCAGGCUUCUUAAUAGGUUUGGUAUGGACAAAAUUUAUGAAGGCCAAGUCGAAGUGACUGGAGAUGAAUACAAUGUGGAAAGUAUCGAUGGUCAACCUGGUGCCUUCACCUGUUACUUGGAUGCAGGACUUGCCAGAACUACUACCGGGAAUAAAGUUUUUGGGGCCCUAAAGGGAGCUGUCGAUGGAGGCUUGUCUAUCCCUCACAGUACCAAACGGUUCCCUGGUUAUGAUUCAGAAAGCAAAGAAUUCAGUGCUGAGGUACACCGAAAGCACAUCAUGGGUCAGAACGUCGCGGACUACAUGCGCUACCUGCUUGAAGAAGACGAGGACGCUUACAAGAAGCAGUUCUCUCAGUACAUAAAGAACAACGUGACUCCAGACAUGAUGGAGGAGAUGUAUAAGAAAGCUCAUGCUGCGAUACGAGAGAAUCCAGUGUAUGAGAAGAAGCCUAAGAAAGAAGUUAAAAAGAAGAGGUGGAACCGUCCCAAAAUGUCACUUGCCCAGAAGAAAGAUCGGGUAGCUCAGAAGAAGGCAAGCUUCCUUAGAGCUCAGGAACGAGCUGCCGAGAGUUAAACCAAACCACAAUUUUCUAUCAAGAUUUUUCAGAUAAGACAAUAAUAAACUUAUUGAAUAAGCAGCUGUUUGUGUUAAGCUCUUGUUAAUGGGACUUUGGAAAGCACCUGAUAUAGCCAGUAUUUUCCUUCCAGAAACAAGCAUAGCUUUUCCCAGGGCUUACAUAUUGCCUGAAGGUUCAUAUCUGCUUCUUGGGCAUCAGUUCCUCCUGACAGGAGUUAAUUCAAGUCUGGCAAGCAACAGACAAACCUUCCACUGGAAGUAUUUCUUCAAUUCAUUUAUUGUAACCACAUGAUAAGUGGGAAGAAAAAGUACCUUCAAAGUUUACAAUUUUAAAGUAAGAAAAACUGAUGUUAAUUCAUGGCUUUUUCAGAGGAAGCUGUCCCAUGAAGGUCAUAUAAUUUUAACAUAUUCAUUUUAACCAGGUGAAAGGCUAUGAGCAGAAAAUACUGGGUCUUUCUCACAAGAGAUGUUUCUUUUUAUAGAGUUGAAAGGCACAUGCCAGAUCUGAAUAAACAGAAGAGCACAUA
Messenger RNA from Dama dama (fallow deer), 1546 nucleotides. RefSeq names its product ribosomal protein L5 (gene RPL5). Lineage: Eukaryota; Metazoa; Chordata; Mammalia; Artiodactyla; Cervidae. Gene Ontology annotation, biological process: ribosomal large subunit assembly; translation. The record is from RefSeq and is a predicted model, not a curated record. Gene Ontology annotation, cellular component: cytosolic large ribosomal subunit; ribosome. Gene Ontology annotation, molecular function: structural constituent of ribosome; 5S rRNA binding. The transcript is spliced from 8 exons. The coding region runs from base 123 to 1016 and encodes 297 amino acids.